GUGAUUUGAUUUACAACCAAAUGGAUAGUGAUGGAUGCAGAUUUUAUGCCAUCUGUAGUGCAACAUGUACGGUUGAACGACACAGUGUCGAUUGUAACGUUACUACUCCUCUACCCAGUACUUCCCCUGAAUGGUCUACUGUAACAUCAGUUCCUGUGCCUACCACUUCUGGAAGAGUUCCUUUUCAUGGUUGUGUUUCUAGUACUUACCCUCCUCUACAGCCUGGACAAAGAUACAAAUUAUCCAACUGUACAGAACUCAUCUGUAAGGGAGACAACAAGGUAGAAGUAAUUCCAACACAUUGCCCACCUGUAAAGGAAAUUACCUGUGCGAACAAAUAUCCACCAAUACUGGUCCCUGAUGAAAAUGGCUGCUGUUACCAUUAUGAAUGUCAAUGUGUGUGCAGUGGAUGGGGUGAUCCUCAUUAUAUUACUUUUGAUGGAACCUACUAUACUUUCCUUGAAAAUUGCACUUACGUCCUGGUGAAACAGAUUGUACCUAAAUAUGACAACUUCCGUGUUUAUAUUGACAAUUAUUACUGUGAUGCAAAAGAUGGACUUUCCUGCCCUAAAUCCAUUAUUAUUUUCUACAAAUCUGCAGAAGUGGUGCUGACCCGUAAACUCAUGAAUGGUGUGAUGACCAAUGUGAUGUACUUCAACAAAAAGAUUGUCAAACCAGGCUUCAAAAAAGAUGGCAUUUCUUUCUCCACACUUGGCAUCAACAUGAUUGUUGAAAUACAAGAGAUUGGUGCAACCAUCACCUUUAGUGGGCUGAUUUUCUCUGUGAAACUCCCAUACAGCAAAUUUGGCAACAACACCGAAGGACAGUGUGGAACAUGUACAAAUAAUAAAUUAGAUGAAUGCCGUUUACCAAGUGGUAAGAUCAUUUCUUCCUGUCCCCAAAUGGCUCAUCACUGGAUUGUUGGUAGCAACGAGUCAUGCCAUGGAGUACCAAUACCACCAGUUGUAACCACACCUUCACCAAAGCCUCACUGUGAAACACCUCGUCUCUGCAAGCUUAUUUGGAGCGAGAUUUUUGCAGAAUGCCAUGCCGUGAUACCACCAGAACCGUUUUUCAAAGGCUGUGUUUUUGAUGGAUGUCGCAUAGCCAAUGAAUCCAUGCAGUGUUCCAGUUUGGAGAUAUAUGCUACAGAGUGUGCUGCUAGAGGUGUCUGCAUUGACUGGAGAGGAAAGACCAACAAUACAUGCCCAUACAACUGUCCAGCAACCACGAUAUAUAGCCCAUGUGGGCCCAUUAAUCCUCCUACCUGUUACAUACAUUCCUCCCAUUCUAGCUUGGUUGAGCUUCCUGGUUAUGGAGUAACUGAAGGAUGUUUCUGUCCUGAAGGAAAGACACUCAUGAGUGAAGACAGCAACAUUUGUGUCUCUGAAUGCUCUUGUAGAGAACCAAAUGGAGCAACCAGAUGGCCAGGAGAAAAAUGGACAAAAGAUUGCCAGGAGUGCGUCUGUGACAAAAAUACUCUUCAAGUGCACUGUAGCAAACACAAAUGUUCUCUGAUGCAGCAAGUAUUCUGCGGUGAACCAGGUUACAUACCUGUUCAGAUACAGAUACCAGAAGAUCCAUGCUGUACCAGGACUGAGUGCUACUGCAACACUAGCCUCUGCCCUGAGGUCACACCCCAGUGCUUAGAGGGACAAGAAGUAAUCACAGUAAUGCAGCCUGGAAAAUGCUGUCCUACCUUUGAAUGCAGACAUGGCUGUGUAGUCAAUGAAACCUACUAUGCACCUGGAGCUGUCAUUCCAUCAGGUCCCUGUGAAGAAUGCACCUGCUCUGAAUCCUCUUACUCAAGCCUUCACCAUGCUACCAUCAAGUGCGAGCCUGUUAUCUGUGACACAUACUGCCCAGCAGGUUAUAAGUAUACAAAGGAACCUGGACAGUGCUGUGGCAUGUGCAAGGCAGCGGCUUGUAUAGUGACUGUGGGAGAAAACAUUACACGUGUGCUCCAAGUUGGAGAAUUCUGGAACGCACCUGGUGAUAACUGUACAGUUCACACAUGUGAAAAAUAUGAUGACCAGUUCAUUCAAGUUGUCUUACAGAAAAGCUGUUCUCCCUUUAACCCCGAUGACUGUGAUCCAGACGACAUCAAGCUAUCUGACGAUGGCUGCUGUAAAGAGUGCCCAGUAAAACUGAAGAGUUGUAUGAAACACAAUACUACUGCUGUCAUCAAAUAUCAUGGAUGUGUAUCUCCUGCACCUGUUGAGAUGACAUACUGUGAAGGCAGCUGUGACGCUUACUCACG
This is a messenger RNA of Balearica regulorum gibbericeps (East African grey crowned-crane), 2260 nucleotides long. The record is from RefSeq and is a predicted model, not a curated record. Lineage: Eukaryota; Metazoa; Chordata; Aves; Gruiformes; Gruidae.